AGUCGAUGCAACAGAAUUGGACAAUGACGGCAGCGUGUCAAUGACUCUUGAAUCGAGUGAAUUACCAAAUGAAGAUGAAGUUUAUGUUCAAGAUAACGGAGACGGUACUUUAAACUAUUUUAAUAACAGUGGUAAUAGAGGUACGCGGUUUAAUAAUCAGGGCCACAGAGGUGAGCAGGUUUAUAAUCAGGGUAACAGAGGUGAGCAGGUUUAUACUCUAAAUACUGAAGUGCAGUAUAAUCAAGGUAAUAUAGGAGAUGCAUUUUAUUACCUAAAAGAUGGUAGUAGCGUAAAAUUUAUAGGUGAUUCAGUCUUGAUCAACGACGAGUUAGUUCCAAGAUAUAAAAAAAAGGAUGUAACGAAGAUAGAAUUUGGUGGAGGUUCAGUCAAGAUAAAUGGAAAAAUAAUUGAACAAUUCAAUGGAACACUAGGAGAAGGAAUCAUGUAUUUUUAAAUAUUCAAGAAGCAAUAAAUCCACAAUGAGAAAUAAAAAAUUCAAUGUAACUUAAUUCAAAUAUUACAAACUGAUUAUAUCCUAACUAAAAAUAUGAAAAUAAAAGAAUAAAUUAAAUACCGUAUUCCUUAGUAC
Adelges cooleyi (spruce gall adelgid) is the source of this 589-nucleotide messenger RNA. RefSeq lists its product as uncharacterized. Lineage: Eukaryota; Metazoa; Arthropoda; Insecta; Hemiptera; Adelgidae. Bases 41 to 454 code for a protein of 137 amino acids. The record is from RefSeq and is a predicted model, not a curated record. The transcript has 2 exons.